Molecule: messenger RNA, 2222 nt
Organism: Pelobates fuscus (common spadefoot toad)
Lineage: Eukaryota; Metazoa; Chordata; Amphibia; Anura; Pelobatidae
Gene: SUSD4
Product: sushi domain containing 4
Exons: 9
Coding region: 243-1682 (479 amino acids)
Biological process (GO): negative regulation of complement activation, classical pathway; negative regulation of complement activation, alternative pathway
Source: RefSeq, a predicted model, not a curated record
GGAAGGUGCAGAACACUGUCUUCCUGAUCAUGGAGAGCUGGGCUGCUGACAAGCAAGACCUGUCAACGAAUCAGUGAAUGGGGAAGGGAGCUGUCAGGGGUUUCACUACAUUGUAACAUUGUUGCACAAAGAGCAGAUAGGUAUUAGGCAAUGCACCUCUGUUUGCUGUCCCUUCACAGCACAUUACUGGACCAGCAACCACUGCACAGCCCGCACGCUCGGAUGCCUCUGCUUGUAGAAAGAUGUGUCAUGGAAUAAAAACCAGGAGUGCACGCCUAGUUCGAACUCAGCAUCAGACCCUCCUGGGGGUUCUAGUCUGGGUCCAACUCUCUGUAUGCUCCGGCCCAGUGCAGCUUUCCGUAGGUUUUGAAGAUAUUAAUACCUGUAAUGUCCCGGAGGUUCCGGAGAACGGAUACAGGACACAGAGCAUAGGAGUCUUCUUUGAAAAUUCGGUUGUACGGUUCCACUGCCAAAAUGGCUACAAGCUCAAAGGUCCUACAAAGAAGAUGUGCGUUCAGCUUUAUAAUGGAUCUCUUGCUUGGAGGCCAAGUGAUACUCCGGUGUGUCUGGAGGAAGUGACAGACUGCCUUACUCCGUACAUUGAAGAUGCCGAUAUUCUUAACAAGACAUACAAGACUGGAGACAAGUUAAUAAUGAGUUGCCGAGAAGGAUUUCAGACUCGUUACCCUGAUUUAGACAACAUGGCUUCAGUAUGUCAAGAUGAUGGAACAUGGGAUAAUCUGCCUAUGUGUCAAGGUUGCCUGAGGCCGUUGGUUCUUCCUCACAGUUACGUCAAUAUCUCUGAGUUUGACUCGUUGUUUCCGGUGGGAAGGGUGGUGUUUUACCAGUGCUUUCCGGGACACAAGCUGGAGGGUGCAGAGUAUCUAGAAUGCAUGUAUAACCUCAUCUGGUCAGAUGAGCCUCCAAGGUGCCUCGAUGUGGAAGUUUGUCCUCUUCCUCCGAUGGUGACACAUGGAGAUUAUACCUGCCACCCGCAGCCUUGCGAGAGCUAUAAUCAUGGAACGGUGAUUGAAUUUUAUUGUGAUCCUGGGUACACACUCGCCAAUGAUUACAAGUACUUCACGUGUCAGUCUGGAGAAUGGUUUCCAUCUUUCCCUGUCUACUGUGUCAAAGCUGAGAAAUCGUAUCCAAGCACUCAAGAUACUCUACUAACCACGUGGAAGAUUGUGGCUUUCACGGCAAGCAGUGUUCUCCUGGUUCUCCUGCUGGUCAUUAUUGCUCGGAGCUUUCAGACAAAGUUUAAGACACAUUUGCUCCCAAGAAGUCCGCAGGACAGUUCUGCAGAACCAGACUUUGUGGUAGUGGACGGAGUUCUUGUUUUGUUACCGACCUACGAUGAGGCUGUCAGCAACAACGUGAAUGUCACACCUCCAGGCUACUUAUCCUCUGCAGGUCAGAGGAGCCCAACUCAGACAGACGACUCCCACCCUCCCGCAUAUCCCGGCAACCCAACUACGGACAGUUUGUGCGAGGAGUCAGAGACCUUUGAUAGCUUGUUGGAUUCCUCUGACCUUCUGCAGACAUUGCAUUCUUCAUCUCUAUCUCAUGCAAGAGUUCGUGGUACUCAGAACAUGAGCAGUGGAGAAGCAGCAUCUACAAGUCCAAGCAUCGAUAUACCAGAUGAAAUUCAACUGAUGGGAGAAGAACAAGAAGAAUUUUAAUAAGAAGGACAUUAUUUAUUAGCAGCUAUUCGCAGAAUAUGUUUGCUAUUUCAAAACAAGGUGGAUGCAAGAAAAAGGAAAAGCUGGGUUCAGAAACUGGAGAUAUGAGGACUAAGGAUAUGGUCUGUCUUCCAAACUCAUAAACUAUGUACUAAAAGAGGAAGCAACGGUGCUUGGUAAUAUGCAUAACAAGUUCAACAUCCAGGGAGCAUUGGGACGUUACAUAGUGUUUGAAAGAACAACGUGGGUCCUCUCUGUUUGCAAUCAAGCAAAGAAGAGUUACAUUGAUUGAGAUGAAGGCAAUAAGAACAUUUUACACCAGGAAAAAGUUUGCUUGAUUCCUAAAUGUUUACUGGUUAUUUUUCUAAGGAAAACAUCUAGUGGCCCUCAAGAUUGUUUAAUUUAAGAGAACUCCAUAAUUCUCAUUUUCCUGUAACUACAUAUGUGCCUUCCUUACAGGAUCCCUUCUAAUCCAACCAUAAAGUACCUGAGCUGAGUUUGCUGUUACCACCUUGAAAAUAAAUCUCACUCUGAUUAGCA